CGACCGCACCCUUACAGCUACCUCAUCACCCACACCACAUUUGCAGAAUCUCAGGCCCUCAAUUAUACCUGUCCUCCUACCCACAACCAGCUCACGCCGCAGUCAUGAUGUCCACCGGGAUGUUGGGAGAGGAUGGCAUCCACGUCGACAUGAACCACCUGAAGAAGGGAGAAGUCAACUUGGGUACCUCCAUUAUGGCGAUCAACUUCAAGGAUGGUGUUAUAUUAGCGGCAGACAGUAGAACGACCACCGGCGCCUACAUCGCGAACCGAGUCACCGACAAGCUUACACAAGUCCACGACACAAUCUGGUGCUGUAGAUCUGGUUCGGCAGCAGACACACAGGCUGUCGCUGAUAUCGUACACUAUCACCUCGGCAUGUACGGCAUCACCAACGAUGAGCCGCCGACAACACAGACUGCAGCGGCCAUCUUCCAGGAGCUCUGCUACUCGAACAAGGACUCCCUCUCGGCUGGUCUCAUUAUUGCUGGCUGGGACCACAAGCAUGGUGGCCAGGUGUACUCCAUCCCGCUCGGAGGUUCUUUGCACAAGCAAGCGUACGCGAUCGGCGGUUCGGGGUCCACAUACAUCUACGGAUAUUGCGACGCAAACUGGAGGGAGCACAUGACAGAAGAGGAGGGUAUCAAGUUCGUCAAGGGUGCGCUGUCUGAGGCUAUCAAGUGGGACGGCAGCUCUGGUGGUGUGAUCCGUAUGGUUGUCCUUACAGCUGCCGGCGCACAGCGACACCUGUACCUGCCAGACCAGAACUACGAUGGUCCAGGCAGGCAGUAGGUGCUUGAAGAUAUAUGGGGAGGAAACGUUCAAGACAAAAGACAUAGAUCUGCAGCUCUGAGCGAGGCAUGACCAUCACGAUGAAACGAAGCCAUGUACAAAACUGGCGACAAUCAAUUUCGAAUCUCCGGAAUGGUGACUGAGUACGGUGUACUUACCAAAACAAUCUGUAGAACUAUACGAACGGCACUCGGCAUCAGUCGCGUUCUGACGUUGCUGUUGACAUUUGCAUGGUCUGGAUGUCAACCCAAUCAUAGCCCAAUCAUUUGAGCAUCUCUCACCCAACUAAAUGUUCACGUG
Messenger RNA from Didymella exigua CBS 183.55, 1091 nucleotides. Its product is annotated as putative proteasome component precursor. Lineage: Eukaryota; Fungi; Ascomycota; Dothideomycetes; Pleosporales; Didymellaceae. The record is from RefSeq and is a predicted model, not a curated record. Bases 108 to 791 code for a protein of 227 amino acids. The transcript has 5 exons. Gene Ontology annotation, cellular component: proteasome core complex. Gene Ontology annotation, molecular function: threonine-type endopeptidase activity.